This is a messenger RNA of Plectropomus leopardus (leopard coralgrouper), 11187 nucleotides long. RefSeq names its product microtubule associated serine/threonine kinase family member 4 (gene mast4). NCBI's taxonomy places the organism in Eukaryota, Metazoa, Chordata, Actinopteri, Perciformes, Serranidae. Gene Ontology annotation, biological process: intracellular signal transduction; cytoskeleton organization; peptidyl-serine phosphorylation. The record is from RefSeq and is a predicted model, not a curated record. Gene Ontology annotation, molecular function: ATP binding; magnesium ion binding; protein binding.
CUCGCGCUGCUGGGGAAGUAAGGAGCCACCAAAUCCAAACAGAGGCAACUUUUAAAUCAAGCGGAGACCUCAGCCUGACGUCCACAUCGACAUGAAACAGGCUCGAUAAGUAUAUUAAUGUCACACACUUUGCGCGGCGUCGUGACUUUGUUUUUACUCGGUCCAAAAAAAAGUGCUAUCCUUUUAUGGGCUCGCAACUCUUAACGAACAUGAACUCAGCGGACAGGUGCGUUGACAGGCUAAUUAAUAGCUAGGUUUUGUUUUGACGUCUUUAAUUUGGCUCGUCUUUGCUCCGAAAUUGGCGGUGUUUGUUGAGAAAAUGGAGAAACCUUAUUUGGCGCGUGAAAGCGGCGAAAGUGAGUCGUCGUCCGGUUCUACCACCUUGUCCGAGGGGGAAGAAGACAUGACACCCGGGGCUUUAUUGGACAUCAAAGUUUCUGCAGAUGGAGAUGAUGGACGCAACUCGGACUUUCAAAGUGUCAACGAAGAUGAGGACGACAAGAGGACACCAAGGGAUGAAGGGAGUGAGGAAGAAGGAGACGAAGACGAAAAGUUGGACAACAUCCUCUACCCUCCCUCCACAUACCUAAGGAAGUCCAGUAACCCAGAGUUGACUCAUGGAUUAAGUCCUGCUCUCAAAUUUAAGCGACAGCUCAGUGAGGAUGGGAAACACCUUCGGAGACGGAGCCUCGGAGGUGGUCUCACAGGGAAGUACCUCCUGCUGCCCACCAAUGCUCAGCAGACACAGACAGCAUGGCAGCCAUCAUCCGAGAUCUCUAACCUCGUCCGUAUGUGCUCUCUGAACCUCGGAAAGUCGGACCCCUCCCUCACCACCAGCCUGAAAGAGCUGAGUCUUCCCAGAAGAGGCAGUUUCUGCAGAACGAGCAACAGAAAAAGCCUGAUAGGGAGCGGUCAGUCUUCAGGUUUACCGCGACCUCACUCCCCUCUCUCAACCUUGACAGGAACAAGCCCUCAAGACAGUCCAAGAAAUUUCUCUCCCAGUGCCUCUGCUCAUUUCUCCUUUGCACGAAGUCAUUGCCACAGAGCAGACAGGACCGAUGGUCGCCGCUGGUCGUUGGCCUCCUUGCCCUCCUCUGGAUAUGGAACCAACACACCCAGCUCUACUGUUUCUUCAUCCUGUUCAUCACAGGAGAAGCUGCACCAGCUGCCCUUCCAGCCUACGCCUGAUGAACUGCACUUCCUCUCCAAGCACUUCUGCACUGAGAGCAUCUCCGGGGACGAAUGCCGCAGAGCGACGGCCAUGCGACCCCGCUCACGCAGUCUCAGCCCUGGACGUUCUCCAUCGUGUUACGACCAUGAGAUUAUCAUGAUGAAUCACGUCUACAAGGAGCGGUUUCCACGGGCCACGGCUCAGAUGGAGGAGAGGAUUCAGGACAUCAUCCGCAGCAACUCUCCGGAGAGCGUCCUCCCUCUGGCAGAUGGCGUGCUCGGCUUUGCCCACCACCAGAUAAUUGAACUGGCCCGUGACUGUCUGGAGAAGAGCCGGCUAGGACUCAUCACCUCCAGCUACUUCUGCGAGCUCACUGACAAGCUGGAGAGGCUGGUCCAAGAGUCCACAGAGAGGUCAGAGAGCGAGGAGGUAAACUUCAUCAGAGAGCUGGUUAAGAAGAUUCUCAUCAUCAUCGCCCGACCUGCUCGACUGCUAGAAUGUUUGGAGUUUGACCCCGAGGAAUUUUAUCACCUUUUGGAGGCCGCUGAAGGACACGCUAAAGAGGGCCAGGGCAUCAAAACAGACAUUCCCCGUUACAUCAUCAGCCAGCUGGGACUCACAAGAGAUCCUCUGGAAGAAAUCGCUCAGUUGACCAGCUGUGACAGUGGGAUUGCAGAAACACCAGAAACAGACGACUCUAGUCAGAGCCUCAGCACAGCUUUGCGGUGCAGGCGUAAACCUUGUGAACUGGACUUUGAGAUGACAAAACUCAUCAGCAACGGCGCCUACGGAGCUGUUUAUCUGGUUCGGCACAAGGAGACGAAGCAGCGAUUUGCCAUGAAAAAGAUCAACAAGCAAAACCUGAUGUUGAGGAAUCAGAUACAACAGGCCUUUGUAGAGAGAGACAUCCUUACCUUUGCUGAGAACCCUUUUGUGGUGUCCAUGUACUGCUCCUUUGAGACGCGGCGACACCUGUGCAUGGUCAUGGAGUAUGUUGAAGGUGGAGACUGUGCCACCCUUUUGAAGAACAUGGGCCCACUGCCUGUGGAUAUGGCCAGGAUGUACUUUGCAGAGACAGUGCUGGCUCUCGAGUAUCUCCACAACUACGGCAUUGUCCACAGGGAUCUCAAACCAGACAAUUUGUUGGUUACAUCAAUGGGACACAUAAAGCUGACAGAUUUUGGGUUGUCCAAAGUCGGGCUGAUGAACAUGACCACUAACCUGUACGAGGGACAUAUAGAGAAAGAUGCAAGGGAGUUCUCUGAUAAGCAGGUUUGUGGAACCCCAGAGUACAUUGCACCAGAGGUGAUCCUGAGACAAGGCUACGGGAAGCCGGUGGACUGGUGGGCGAUGGGUAUUAUCCUCUAUGAGUUCCUUGUGGGCUGCGUGCCAUUUUUUGGAGACACACCAGAGGAGCUGUUUGGACAGGUCAUCAGCGAUGAGAUCAACUGGCCCGAGGGAGAGGAAGCCCCACCUCCCGACUCUCAGGAGCUCAUCACCUUGCUCCUUCGACAGAACCCUCUGGAAAGAAUGGGCACAGGUGGAGCUGCGGAAGUGAAGCAGCAUCAGUUUUUCCACAACUUGGACUGGAACAGUCUGCUGAGGCAGAAGGCUGAGUUCAUUCCUCAGCUAGAGUCUGAAGAUGACACCAGCUACUUUGACACUCGCUCUGAGAGAUACCAUCACCUGGAGACGGAGGAAGACGACACAAACGAUGAAGACUUCAACGUGGAGCUGCGGCAGUUCUCCUCUUGCUCGCACAGAUUCUCCAAGGUUUACAGCAGCCUGGAUUUGUCCCGUGGGCACCUGGAGGAGAAGGGAGAAACGGAGGGGAAGAAGAGCGAGAGCCCUCUGACUGUCGACUCUCUCAGCUGGACGCCAGACUUUGCUGAAAUGCCGUCACUGUCCCACUCAACUGACACGGACAGUGUGAAUCAGGGCCCUCGCCCCAACUUGUUACCAAAGUUUGCCAUCUCAGCAGAGAGUGAGGGAGAUGAGACCUCAGGCCUCGGUGACCCCAGCAAGACCUCUUUCUCUGUGGCAGAGCUCCCACAGGACGAGCCUGACGCCACCACUCCAGGGAGCACCCACAGUGGAGCCACGCUCUCUGGAAGUUUCUCAGAACAUCUGGACCAGUUGACACCCAGAGGUGAAGGUGUGGAGAGCCCCGACAGCACCAGUCAUACCCCCGCAGACCAAGGGGCUCAGAACAACUCCCUGCGGCCUGAGAGCGCUGCAGAGAAGACCGGAGCUGUGGCAAAAGUCCCAAAGUCUGUCUCAACCGGUGCCCUGUCCCUCAUGAUCCCUGGGGAUGUCUUCGGGGUGUCUCCGCUGGCCAGCCCGCUGUCUCCUUACUCCCUCUCUUCAGACCCUUCCUCGAGAGACUCCUCUCCGAGCAGAGACUCCUCUCUUUGCACCACUAACCCACGACAGCCCAUUGUCAUCCACAGCUCGGGGAAGAAGUUUGGCUUCACACUUAGGGCAAUCCGGGUGUACGCCUGUGACGGGGACAUCUACACUGUCUACCAUAUGGUCUGGAAUGUAGAAGAAGGUGGGCCGGCACAUAAAGCAGGACUCAAAGCCGGAGACCUCAUCACGCAUGUGAACGGAGAGCCAGUUCACGGUCUGGUCCACACUGAGGUGGUGGAGCUCCUCCUCAAGAGUGGGAGUAAAGUGGCCAUCUCCACAACCCCGUUUGAAAACACUUCCAUAAAAACCGGUCCAGCCAGGAGGAACAGCUACAGGAGCAAGAUGGUGAGAUGUGCCAAAAAGCCCAAGAAGGAGAAGACUCCAGAGAGGCGGCGCUCCCUUUUCAGACGUUUUGCCAUGCAGCCUUCUCCUCUCCUGCACACAAGCCGCAGUUUCUCCUCUCUCAACCACUCUCUGUCAUCUGGUGAGAGUCUCCCUGGCUCCCCCACCCACAGUCUGUCCCCUCGUUCCCCUACUGCCGCCCUCCGCCCCACACCAGACUUCACCCAGUCAGGUGGGAACUCCUCUCAGAGCAGCUCUCCCAGCUCCAGCGCUCCAAACUCUCCCGCAGGCUCUGGCCACAUCCGUCCCAGCACCCUCCACGGCCUCGGCCCCAAACUGCCCGGUCAGAGGCUGCGUCAGGGGCGCCGCAAGUCUGCCGGCAGCAUCCCCCUCUCUCCUUUGGCUCGCACACCUUCACCUACACCCCAGCCAACAUCUCCUCAGCGCUCACCUUCUCCUCUUCUAACCGGUCACCCUGUCGCCAUUUCCAAGACGACCCAGGCCUUCCCUGCCAAGAUACAUUCCCCACCCACAAUUGUACGGCAUAUUGUGCGACCGAAAAGUGCUGAACCACCUCGCUCCCCACUUUUAAAACGUGUCCAGUCUGAGGAGAAGCUGUCCCCCUCUUACACAGGAGAUAAGAAGCACCUGUGUCCCAGAAAACACAGCCUCGAGGUGACGCAGGAGGAGGUGCAGGAUGAGGAGCUGAGGCCUGGGGAACGCGAUUACACCGUCUUGCAAAGUGUGGAAGAAACGGCGUGCGAGCCCUUGGCAAUCACUCGAGUUCGACCCGUCGAGCAGGGCUGCCUAAAGAGGCCCAUCACCCGCAAGAUGGGCCGGCAGGAGUCCGUGGAGGAGCUCGACAAGGAGAAACUCAAGUCCAAGAUGGUUGCAAAAAGACAGGACUGGUCAGAGAGGAGAGAGUCUCUGCAGAAGCAAGACGCUCUGCGGGAAUGUGACUCAUCGCCCUUGUGUGGCGAUGACAGGGAGGAAAGUUUUCUGGUCCGAGGCCAAAACAAACAACAGAGCAGCUCAGACUCUGGCCCUCUGGAGGCCAAAGCUGCCAGCACAACACUUAAAGACGUGCUCUAUAAAAAACUCAACACACGUGUGUCUGAGGGCCUUGCUGAAACACCUGGCAGCUGCGGGGAAACUGACGGAGGACUCAGGUCAAGUCUGUGCUCGAUUCACCCCGAGUGGCCGCACUCCAGGCAGAGUAAAGACAACGCGAAGCCGGACAGGUUGGACUUUAAAGCUCCCAGCAUCGAGUUCACCAGGAAGAGGCUGUCGUUUGAAGAACGAGAAGACUGCAUGUGCCGCUUGUCCUCUGGCAUCCAUGAAAACCUGCACUUUGGAUCCACUAGAUCAAAGAGCCUCCAGUUGGACACGGCCGUGUCCCACGACCACAUGAAGGCCGGACUUGGAAGUGUCCACUCCAGCCCUGAGGGUCUGUCCCCAAAGCUUUUCUCCGGCAGAGGAGAGAGCGCCGUGGAAAAACUCCAGCUCAUCUCCUCUGCAGAGUCUCCUCUUCGAAAGACGUCAUCCGAAUAUAAACUCGAAGGACGCCAUGUCUCCUCACUCAAACCUCUGGAGGGCACUCUGGAUAUCGGCCUGCUCUCAGGGCCCAGAGUCUCCAAAACAGAAACUUGUUUAUCCAAAAUGGCGGAGAACACAAGCGACACUGUUUCUCUGAGUCCUCCGAUUUGGCUCCAGACUCCUGCUGAGAGACAAAUAACCAUCCCUCAACUGAAAACUGACAAGCUGAAGAGCCCCCUGACCUGCUCCCCGAGCCCUGAAGCUGUUGCCUCUUUAAACAACAUAGUUGCAUCCAAAGAUCAGUCAAACAAUGCAGCCACAGAUGUGAAAAUCAGCACAACUGGCGAGAAAACACAGGAGAGACACCACAGUGAAUCAUUAAAGGCUCAGAAAGUGGAGGCCUCAAUCUUUCCUGUUAAACCAGAAAGCAGGACGGGUUUGAAGUCCAGUUCAUCACUGGCUCACGAACACAGAGCCCCUCGACACAGCUCGCACUUCUCCUCCUGUGGAAAAACACCCUCCAUACGGGAAGUGAGCAAUGAAGAUCAGGAGGACGAAGCGGAGCAGCAGGAAGUCACGCCACACACUACAUCACAGAGCACCGACAACUCCAGCACAGUGGUCUCUUUGACUGCAGCAAAGCUGAAGGUAGACAUUAAAACUGCGGCUGCAGCUGCCAGCGGGCCAUUACCUGUGUCGCUGAAGCGGAGUGUAAAUUGCGGUUUGGAUACAGGUCAGCGUCAGAGCGGGGAGAAAAAAGCAGCACAGAACUCAAACAUGACCUCUGUUUCUGAGGUGAAUGUACAGAACAGCUCUGCACGGCUGCCAGAGAAUGUGCUCUCAAAACAGCACAACAUCUGCUCUUCAAAUACAGAAGCGCAGGUUUCUGUCACAGCAUCUGGUCCCGUGCACCAGGAGAAAAGCUGCAGUGUGAAAUCAGAUGGUCAGGACAGCUCACAAAGAGCUCUUAGUAAGGACGGCGAACAGUCUAACAGAAUAGCUGUGAAAUUGGUCGGUGAUACAGGCAAGAAAGUUAAUGUUAGUGUCGCAAAAGUGGAGCAGAAGAGAGACAUGUCUACAGUGGUCACCUCUUUAAAUAAUGUUACACUGGGCUUAAACAAAAAGGAAAACACUGUCGGUGCAAUAGAGAGUGGUAGCACGUUGCUACAGAAUAAAGAAGCCACCUUUUCACCAAAGACUAAAGAUUCAGAGCAGCUCUCCAAACACUGUCCAGCUGAAAAAGCACAACACAAAUCAGAAUACGGCACCUCUAAAAAAGAAGAAAGUCUUCUCAGUGUGAACGCCGCAAAACAGAAAUGUUCAGCUUCAGCAGCUGCAAAUGAAACUGUUUCGAUUCCCAAUAGUAAGUCGAGGCCUGACACGCAGCCUGUACCGCACACUGCUACAAAGACAGAGACAAAAAGUCCUCCCGUCCCAGCAGUCAAAAGCAGUCCAAAUUCAAAACAGAGAGAUCUGUGUAAAGAAUUAGCGCUCUCAAACGUCCAAGUAACCCCUGACUCUAAACUGUCAUCCAGGCAGGAGCAAUCUCAGCAGCUGACACAUUCUCCCGCUCUCGCCCAGCCCAAAAGCUCUGUAGCAACUUCAGCUCCCAUCACAAAAGAAAACUCUGACUCAAAGCCAAAAUCUCUCCCUCCGAAAACCGUCCCUUCAUCACCGACCUCUAAAACAUCCGUAGCUCCAGCGCCAGUCAUUAAACAAAGUCUUGAUGCCAAACAUAAAGACUCCUCGCCCAAAAACCAAGCCCAAGUUGUUAAAAGUCAUCAUGGCUCUAAACCAAAAGACGCUGCUGCACCUCAUCCGCUGUCCGAAGCUCCCUCCCAUCCCGAUCCGCCACCUGUGCUGCCCAAACCUGCCAUAAAAAAAGACACUCUGAGUGGUGGAGCUGUCUCAGGCAGGACCCCCAGCUGUGCACCCCAGGAAAGCGCCAUCAAGGUAUCCAAGGAAAGCCCCAAAUCUGAGGCACUCAAAGUGGACGCACACAAGGGCCCUGAUACCCGGACCACCACCCCUGACAAACAGCUGCCCUCCAGCAAGAAGGAGCAGGUGGACCGGAAGAAAAAAGACACUGUUCAAGAGGUCCCCUCUGCACAGAAAAACACUAAAAAAGAUGCGUCCAGAGCCACCAUGGCCUCUGACAGAGACUCUGGCAGGAAGCAGCAGAAGGAAUCGCCACGGAGUUCCAACAAAAAGUGAAACUAAAGGCUGUCAUUAUCGCUUCAGAGGUGUUAGAAAACGGUUUGUGCAGACAUCAUCAUGCCUUUCUUUUUUCUUAGUUUGAGGACCGGGCAAGCUGUUAUAUGCUGAUGGACAGGUAGGAGUGUGUGUGUUUGUGUGUGUGUUUGUGGGAGUGUGUGAGAUAAGAUGACAUAAAUGUUUGUAGGUCUGAAUGUAGGCGAUUGUUUGCAGAUCAUUUCUGGUGUUUUUUUACUUUGAUGUCGAGGUGAAUGUUUUUUGUUUCUGCUUUGUGCAAUCAGUACGUCAGGGGCUAACAGGGAGGAGCCUUACAGAGGUUUUUGCGAUGUACUGUAGAGUCAGUGCCAUAAAUGAUUUUUUGAAUUGCACUCUUAACUUCGAGACUUGGAGGACCUGAAGUCUUUUAAUGCAGUAGACCACACAGUUCUGCUCCAGCAGUCGUAUCACGAUUGUUUAAUCCAAUUCUUUUUAUGUUGUUUUUUGGGUUUUUUUUUUUUUUGUGCAGUGGUACACAGAGGGAAUGCACUAUGUCCUGUGAUUUUCACCUAAAACUUAAAAAAACAAAUAAAUUCGGAAUCAUCUCACGGUUCUAGAAAUUAAAAAUUAGUGAAGGGGCCUUAGAAUUAUGGGAAAUAAAACCUUGCUGUUCUUAGCAAGCUGUGGUGUUUAUUCACAUUCCUCUGACAUGUGUACAUAUAUUUUUGAUUUUUAUGCAAUAUGGUGUAAAUAUUAUUGACACUGUAAAACUGGGAUUCAUGGGCUUACAUGAUUGUCGUUUGUAUUAUAUGUAUAGAUUUCGUUUGUAUGCUCAAUAUUAAGAGUAUCUGCUUGAUGACUCUGUGGUCUUAAGUAAGCUACUGUGAUGUAUCUCAUCCAAGGCAUCAUCUUCUUUGUGACUUUAACAUGUUUUCACAUGUUCCAAAUUAAACUUGACGAGAGAGGGAGAGGAGGGCAUGAAGGGGGGAACGCGGCUGUUUCUAAAAAAUGUAGCAUUAAAUAGCAAAACUGUGAGGGUUGUCAGCAUUUCCUACGAAUGUCUUUAUUGUUGAUGAUGUGUUUGCUGGCUGACUGUGGUUUAAAGAGAGAUGACUGUGUAAAAUAUGAAAUGUUGCGUUUGAUUAAUGAGAUGACGCUGAUAUUCUGUUUGCCAGUAAUUACUGUAGGAGCUUUCACAAGACUUGAGGCAUCAGCUCUUGUUAUGUCCAGAUCUGUGCAGAGGGAUUUUAUAGGGAAACUUUGAUUUUUUUUUUAACCUUGACCCAAUUCUCCCUUGUUUACGCGUCUAAGUCACUAAAAGUACUCGGGCAUGUUUGUACCAUCAAUUUAUGUCCAUUAAAAAUGAUAUUCUUUGUCACUGACAGGCUCAUUGUUUGUUAUUAGCAGUGUCUGAAAACAUGAAGAAGACACCGAAGAAGAAAGCCACAGAUAUUUGAAAUGUUUUACCUUUUGCUGAUCUGUUUGUUAGCGUGACCAAGUCUCACCCAAGGAGAAGUCUUGUUCUGAGCAGUGACUUGUUGCAAGAAAAACAUCAGCGGAAGCGAUGUAAAUCACAAGUUUCAUUAUUAUUUGGACAGCAAUAUGAUAUUUGCUGAUAUCACAAUGUCUGCCAUGACAUGAUGUUGAUUUUAUUCAACUCAAUGGUCUGUGAUCAAUAUGAGAUGAUAUCAGUGAAUACCACAAUCUGCCUGGUGAUAAGCUAUUAUGCCCAAACGCCAUGGAAAUUUAAAAAUCAAAGCGUCUUGAAAAAGACGAUAUGUAUCAAAGUUUUGACUUUGCAUUGAUAAUAUUGGAUAGUUGGUGAUUGGAUUAUUGUAUCAGUCCAGAUGUAUCAUUACUCACCUAGCAGAAACGUUAGUGACACUAUGAGAGAGGAAUGCUAGGAGGUGAUUGUUGUAGUUAUUUAAAAGAUUUUCAUGGCUGAAUAUUUAGCUGUUUUUGACAAUGUGGAAAAAUCUGCUUUGGAAAGACUUGAUUACACUAACAAACAGACCAGAUUAGCAAAAUGUAAAGAAAAUCUUUUCCUAAAUGCUGUCAGACACUUCUAAUAACAAUCUGAGCCUGUCGAUGGCAAAAAAAAUGCACUUUUAGUGGUUGUAAAUCAACAGUUCACAGUUGCCAUUAGGAAAUCCAUUGCAGGGUUUUUUACUAUUGCAGCCGAGGCCCUCGCACUCAAUAAUGUACUCAUUUUAAAAAAAUUUCCCAUUGGUCACUUAAACAAAAAAAAGUGGAAAAAUAGGGGCCACGUAAAAAAAAAAAUCAGAGUUUCCCCUCAAGAUCGCAUGAGUGAGAUAAGAUUACAGUACACAGAGAACUUCGCCGUCAGGGUUUUUAACGGAUUUCUAUGUCAGGUUUCGGUCUCGGUGUUGUUUAAGUCGUGUGUGAGUGUUUCGAUGUUUCAAAGGACUCUUCAUAAUGAGCAGCAGAAGGCUUAAAGCUUCACUGGGUAAGCAUUUUUAUAUAAGAAACCCUGAUUAUUUGCGUAAUUCAUGUCGACAACAUACAUUGAUGUUUUAAUACUUGGUACUAAAAAUAUAAGCUGUCAUAUAUCCGCAUUCACUUUCUCUAAUUUACUCGCUCACACUCACAAACAGGUGUUUCUAUACUGUAGAUGCCUUGAAAUGAUUGCAAACCCUAAACAAGAACCAGAGAGUAGCCUCAGACACUAAGUAUGUAAUGCAGUAUUUGCUCUGUUGUGCUGGCUGUGUAAAAACAAUAAUCUUGUCUACAUAUACUCUUAUUUUGAAAAGUCAAACACGAUGGAGAAUACAGUUUAUCUGAACGGCAAACUGUAUCUGAGAAUGACACUGAAACACAUGAGAUUGAUUGCAGAGAUUUUUAAUGUUAAAGAAUCUGUUUACUUGCAUUAGAUAUUAAUGUAUUGCUAAUGUAGUGUGAGAGGAAAAAAACGCACCUUAAUAUUUGCCAAUAUUCACUUCAAAGGCAGAGAAAAGUGAAAUUGGAGUUGAAAUUGUUUAUGAAUUCCCUUCUGAUUUAAAUGAAUCACUGAAUUUUAUUUGAACAAACAUUUUUCCCUCCCAUACUUUUUCUUUCCUGCAACGACUGACAUUUAAACCCUCAAAGCACAUUCAAUGUUUGUUUACAAAGCAUCAUGGAUGUAUAUUUUGUAUAUUGUUGAUUUGCCAAAUCUAUGUUCCGUGUCCGAGAUAAUGUUGUUUCUAGUAAUGUGAGACUUUGCUCCCCUUUGCCACCAGGAUGUUUAAUAAGAACAUUUGUUUGUGCUGUAAUCAAUGUCUUUUCCCACGUCAGGUUCUUCUUCUUUCUCUGCUUGUCUUUUCAGUUCCCCGUUUUUUGUUUUUUUUUCUUCCUCUGUGCAAAACUAGUAUUAGAUGAACUUGCUUCUGAUGGUUUGUCUUUUAGAAUAUGUGCAAUAAAAGUGUUUUGAGUUUUGUAUUUUGCCCAAGGAAAGCUCUAUGGAUGUCAUAAAUGUUGUAUAUUAAAACAGAUAUUUAUACUUCUAAUGUUGCGUAAUACUGAAAAUAAAAUGGAAUUAUAAA